UAGCGUGAGAGAAACAUGAAUCGUGGAAACGUACGACUUUUACUUUUAAUCGUUAUCGCGUUAUCCGUUAACGGAACAAAAAUGAAAAAUGUCUGGCCAUCGUUAAUGGUGAACGAAGAUGAGAGUAAACUGGACAAUUUCUCAUACGUUGUUAACGACAGAGGUCAAUCGUGCAUUUUGGCAAACAUGUCGAUUAAUUUCGCGAUGGAAAAUAAAACUUUCAAUGUUCCAAAUAAUGCUACGGUGCAUGGCCAUUGUUCAUCCGUAGUAUCUGAAAUGACAUUGAGUUGGAAACAUGAAAAAACCGAUAAAAAUAACACGAUUAAAUUUACGUUCAUCAAUGAUCACACCAAUUUCACGGUUUUCUCAAUCGAGCUUAAUAUUUAUAAGGACAAAGACAAUUUUCCAAAUGACGGAGAUAAAUGGUUUGCAGCAAAAUCAGAUUUGGACCUCCACUUAUUCCCUGCAUUCUCGAGGAACGGAACUCAUAAGUGCGACGAAGAAACAAAAGUGAAAUUGAAUGGCGUUGAAUUAAUUGUGAAAAACGUUAUAUUGAUCGCGUUCAAUAACAAAAACGAUAUUUCCUCGCGUAAAGAAGUGACAAAGUGCAUAAAAGACGGUGACAAAACUUUCCCUUACGUUGCAAAAUGGAAGAAUAAGACAAUUUGCGGCCUGUUCAGAACGUCGGUUACUGUACAGAUGUCGUAUAUGACAAAGGAUUUGAAGGUAAAAAAAAAAAAUAUAACAGUUCCAACGAGAACUAACGCAAUAGAAUCUUGCACGACCGACACAUUUUACGCACAAUUAGUUUGGAGCUCGAAAGAAUCGAACGAAUCGAAAAAUUCAAUUUUCUUUUAUUUUUCCAAAUUAGAGAAAAAUUUGCUUCGUCACGUAAUAAUCAACAUUUUUAUGGAUAAAGAAAAUUUCCCGAAUGCUAUAAAUGCAGAUAAAAAUGUAACAGCUAUGAAGUCAACUGAUUUGUUCCCCACACCCUUAAACGGAAUUUAUAGUUGCACGGAAGAAAUGGCAAUAACGACGGGAAACGACGUGAACGUUACGAUAAACGAUAUUCUGUUGAUCCCAUUCGACGUGGAAAAUAAUUUAAUGUCGAGAAAGGUGGCUGAUUGUAAAAUCAACAUCUCUGAAUACGAUUUUGACUACGUUGUACGGAACAAAGAAACAAAUAUACCUUGUAUUUUGGCGAGCAUGAACAUAUCAAUUGAUACGAAUAAUUCGGAAAAUGAAGAUGCGAUAAUUGUCCCGUCUGAAAUUAAUUCAAAUGGAAAUUGCGACGCUAAGAGGUCUGAAAUGGAGCUAUUCUGGACAAAAAAAUCGAAGGAAGGGAAGAAUUUGACGGAUAAUGUUAUAUUUUAUAUCGCUCGCGAUAAAACUGGUUUCUUCGUUUAUCAAAUAGAGGCCAAUAUUUACGGGGGUAAGUUACACAAAAUGUCAGACUUCGGCCUCGAUCUGUUUUCAACAUCCGGGAUUUACAAUUGCACGGAUCAUAAUUGGGGGAUAAAGCUCGAAGACAUCGUGCUUAACAUAAACAACGUCCUUUUCACCGCAUUCAACACCGAUGAAAAUCUUAAUUCGAAAAUAGUGACAGAUUGUUCGACGAAUCCAGAAUCCACAACAACUGAAACAAAACCGACAACCGAAGAAUCACCGACAACACUCGAACCAGAUCCCUACGCGACCGAGUUUAAUUACGUGGUGAUAAACGAGAAAACACACGUGGCUUGUAUCGCAGCAAAGAUGACGAUUUUUAUGAAAAUACCUUACGAGACGAAAGAAUCUCGAACGAACGAAACGAUUUUAACGAUACCGGCGAAUAGCGCGGUAUCCGGAAAUUGUGGAAACAUAAGUUCGAUGAAGUUAACCUGGCUGGAAAAAUCAGAAUCGUAUAACGCGUACGCGUCUCGUGAUUCAAUGUACGAGAACAAGAAAAAUAAUUCGUUUGCGAUUAAUUUUCAAAAGGAUCAAUCAAAGUAUUUCGUCCAAUCCAUCGCGUUGGACAUUUACUUGGAUAAAACAAAUUUUCCCGAUUCUAAGGAAGAGAGAUACACCGCCGUCGAAAAUAUCGAAAUACUUUCCGCUCCUUUGAACAAUCUCUACAAAUGCGACGAAAACAUCUCUUUAUCAGUACCUGUGCACAAUGUUAAAAGUAAUAUCGACGUGACCAUCGCUAACGCCACUUUGAUCGCGUUCAACAGCAAGAAGAAGGUGGCCACGAGUUCGGUAAUGUGUAUUCAGGAUUCAAGUUCUAACGUUGGAUUAAUAAUAGGAUGUAUCAUCGGAGGUAUUAUGAUCCUCGGUAUAUCCGGCUUGUUGAUGUAUCUAUAUUUCUUCGAAUGUUUUUCGUGUUCUAAUUUCUCGAGGUCGCGAUAAUACGAGUCGU
This is a messenger RNA of Apis florea (little honeybee), 2398 nucleotides long. RefSeq lists its product as uncharacterized. Gene Ontology annotation, cellular component: late endosome membrane; lysosomal membrane; plasma membrane. Lineage: Eukaryota; Metazoa; Arthropoda; Insecta; Hymenoptera; Apidae. The record is from RefSeq and is a predicted model, not a curated record. Gene Ontology annotation, biological process: establishment of protein localization to organelle.